GUCACAGCACAGAUGAGUAUCUCAGCAAACACGAGUACUGGCAGCAGCGCUACAGGCAGCCCUCAAAAGAUCUCAGCUUCGACUGGUUCGUGGAAUCCCCGGAAAUCCUGGACUUUAUUCUCCACAGCAUGAAACACUCUUCUCAGGGCAUGCACACACAUCAACUGUCAGGAAAGAAGCAGUCUGUCUCCUGUCUAGACCUGGGGUGUGGUACAUCUAGCGUAUGGAGAUCUAUCCUCGCCAACAGCCCUGUGCCUGUCAGACUGGUGUUGUUGGACUUUGUUCAAGAAGCUCUUCACUACCAAAAACAACAUGUGAACACUGCGGCUGCUGCAGUCCCAGAAUCCUGCUGCCAUCUUGUGUGUGCGGAUGUGACCAAUCUGCCAUUUGCUGAUGGCAGCUUCCACCUGGCUAUGGACAAAGGUACCAUGGAUGCACUGCUGAAGGACAGAAGCAGAGCUCACACCCAGGCAAUAGCCAUGAUGUCAGAGGUGGACAGGACACUGACCCCAGGUGGUCGAUUUCUGCAGAUAUCAGACGAGGAUCCAGAUGCCAGACUUGUGUUUCUGGACAGUCUCAGCCGCACACGCUGUCAUGUCAGUGACAGCCAGGCAUUUCCAGGCCCAGUAUAUGUGCCAGCUCUAGAUAGUCAGUGCUGUCCUGUCAGCAUGAACACAUCUGUAGACAGCUCAAGCAGUGACAGUACUAGCACUGUCCCUGCAAGUGGCAGCCUGUUCUCGACAUGGUCUUUCCAAGUGAUUGCUUCCAGGUGGCACAGGGAGUACUUCCUGUAUUGGAAGGAUAAAUUAUAA
Molecule: messenger RNA, 812 nt
Organism: Candidula unifasciata
Lineage: Eukaryota; Metazoa; Mollusca; Gastropoda; Stylommatophora; Geomitridae
Source: the annotation of a GenBank genome assembly